CAAUUACACUUCCGGGAAUAACAAAGUGCGAUCAUGUGAAAACAAAACAGUAGUAGAGAUUCAAGUUAGGCUGUAGAUCUAGAUUUAAUUCAUCUAGACUGUAGGCAUAUCAAGACAUUUAUUUUUUUAAAAAUGCUUUUAUAGCUUGUAAGAAAUUAGGGAUCUGAAAAAUAACUAUGCAACCUAGAUCUAAUAGGUAUUAUUUAUUUCAUUUCCACAACAAUGGGUAAUUGCUUUCGUAGAUGUUUUGGAAUAGUAGACAAGAGGAGACGUUAUAUGCAGUCUAUGUACACUGCAGAACAUGAGUUUUCAAUAGAGAAUUAUUAUAUGGAUGAUGGUUUUGAAAAUUUAAUGACUGAGGAUCCCCCCAGGGAUGAAAUGACAGGAUUGUUGACUGACCAUGAGAGACAUCUGUUGAGAAAUAAGCAGUUUUCUGUUUUAGCUCAUGAACAGCGUCGAGUAGAUGCAGAGUUAGAAGAGAAGUUAGCCCAAGAUGAAAAAGAAAUAGAAAGAGAAGAAGAAGCCUAUUAUGAAGCCAAGCGAGAAGCAGCACGCAUUGCUCAGCUGAACAAAGACAAAGAGAAUGCUGCUAAAAACAGCAGCAAGGCCUGGGUGAACAAUGAUGACUGGGAAAUAGCUGGUGGUGAGGAUGAUUUUGAGGUGUUUCUGGCAAAUGUAAAGGCCAGAUCUUUAGCAACGAGAUCAUUAGUAAAAAAUGGCUCAGGUGAUGCUCACAGUUCCAGUAGCAGUCUUGCUCAAACCAAAGAGAAAAGCCUGACUGAGGGGAGCUCAUUGGAUAUGGAAUGGGACCAUGAAGCAGGCAUGUCUCCUCAACGUAAAGUCAACACACGUACCUCUGAUGACAGCUGGUCUAAACCUUCCACUGUAAGCCCUAUGCACUCCAGUGACCUGGAAUGGGAUCCUGACUUUGUCAGUGCUGGAGAUGAUGAAAGUCAAGAACUUUUAAAAGUUUCUGCCAAGUCCUAUACCUCAGCUAGAUGAUAACAAGAGAUGUAGAUAAAAUAUUCCUUAGCAAAAGUUAACAAGUUGUUUGACAUACGAGACCAAGUCUUUUCAUUUGACUUUAUCAAGAUUUUUUUUUCCCAUAAGUUUUUCACUGUGAUUUCAAGUAAAACCUAGAUAUUAUGGCGGUUUUAACUGAAUUGUAUUUAAUUAAGUCUUGAGUUUUUUUUUUUUGUUUUUUUUUUUGUUUUUUAUAUAGUUUGAAGCAAGAAAUAUUAUAAUAGUUUCUUAUCUUAAAUUUUACAAUGAAGAGAAAUUUGUGUUGAAAUAUUAUAUUACAAUGUGUUAUUGAAGUGUAAAGUAUCUAUUUAGGGCCUGCCUUAGUUAAUUGAGGCCCUAUGUGAAGUGAAUUUGGUGGCCCCAAAUGAAAUAGAAAAAUGAAAAAUAAACAGCGAAAAAAUAACAUUACGCAAUUUAUAUAAAACCUAAUUUAGUUCAUUAACACUGGCCAAAAGUGUCACUAUUUCUUCUCUAAAAAAAACAUUUUUUUGAUUCCUGUGCAAGGCCCCACCAAUCAGAGGCCCUAGGCCGCUGCCUAGUUUGCCUACUGCCGGUCCUGAUCCAUUGAUAUUGCUGUUUUCUUUUUUUUUUAUCAAAUAAAAUAAUUAUAAUUUUUUAUAAUUAAAAAAAUAACAUUUUCUCAUAAUUUUUUAUUUAUUUGACUAUAGUUUUAUAAGUUACUUAUUUUCUGAAUGCUUUAAAAUGUUAAUUAUCACCAUAACAAGAGAUACAUUGCUAAAAUAAAGAGAGAUUAAACAUCUGUAAUUUUCUUUUUUCAUAUGUCAUUAUCAAGCUCAUAUAUUUUUUCUUUUUUAAUAGAAUGGAAUUGUUACAAGAUGACACUCCAACAGAAUCUAUUAUCUAUGCAUAAUAUGUUAGCAACUGUUGGCUAAGAUUGUUAUUUCUUCCACAUUGCAUCAAUUGCUGUUAUAGCAUUUUUUAUUAUGUAACUUUUAAUAAUAAUAAUCCAUUUUGAAGUAUUUUCAACAUUAUGUAUUGUUUAUCAAUGGAAAUAAUAGUUUGAAUUAUUUAAAAAAAAAAAACUUUUUAAAUAUUUUUUUUACUUGAUUUUUACUUGAUUGGUACCCUUGUAUCUGGCUUAUUUAUUUAUUAAAAUCACUAAUUUGUUAUAUGCUGCCUUUUAUUAUUUUUAUUUUUUUUUAAUGAAAGAAUUUCCGUUACAAUUAGAAAUACUUAGGAAAUUAUUUCAACUAUUUAUGUAAUUUUAGUUAUGUCAAUCAUUUGAAUGGUUUGAUUGUUAGUUGUGUACAUUCCAAUAUACUUGCAUUUACUACUCACAAUUCAAUACAAAUAUUGUUGCUUAUUGGGUAAAUUGUGUGAAUUCUUUUCCAUUGAUCAGCAUGACAUUAGUUUUCAAAAUAAUGGGCGCGAGUUUUUUUGUAUCAUUGAAGUUAAAAGUAAUCACUACGGUUGCAUGUUUAUUCUUGAUUUAAAUGUUACAAAUUAUUUAUGCUUGUAAUUUGUUUUAUCAUGAUCAGUUUAGGAUAAAUGAAUAUUUUGUUUUGUUGCUUUAUUUACUCUUCUGUAUAUUUUUUUUUUGAUGAUUGUUUAAGCAUGCAUGAACAAAAAAGUUCUGUUUGGUGAUUGGUUGAAUUGGGUGGGACAGCAAUGCUAUGUGACAGUCUAUGGAUGUAAAACUAAUUCAAUACUAUUUAGUGUGCUGAUUUACAAUACCUCCUUUACAUGAGCUGUGUUGAGGAUGAAAUAAAGAAAUCUAAAACAACCCAGGCCUAAAUGUUUCUUAAUGUUGAAUGAACAAAUUUCACUUGGAACUGUAAUUUAAAAAAAAUGUAUCUAAAUAUCUCCAUUCACCUUUCAUACCAGGUUGUGUUUUAUAGAGCAGUUUUUAAUAUUUCCAUUUACUAUCUAUAAUUUUAAAAUAAUUUUUGCAUUGUUUUGUAAGAUUUUAUACUAAAUGUCAUUUUCAAAGCUAAAUUAUUUUUUUUUUACAAUUUCAAGUUACUAUAACUGUAGCAAUAGGUUUAUAAAACAAAAGACUCUUUUUUUUAAUGUAUAAUUAUUCUAUUGCUUGGAUUACUUGUUAUGAUCUUACAAUCUAUUUAUGUUGGGUAUUAAAACUAGCGUGGUACAUACCUGUACAGCGUGUAGUUCACUGGGGUUUAAUCUUGGUAUUUAAAUUUCUUUCUUCACCUCUUUUAUUUCCCCCUCUUCUGUUAAAAGAAAUCUUCUUGUGAUGAGUGGCUCUCAGAAGUUGUGCUCUUAUGUAAGACAUAAUGUCAUUCUCCAGUGGUAUUUUAAUAACUUUAGCAGAGGCAACUGAAGGAGGGUUAACGGUAUAAGAUCAUGUGUGUUAGUGACUUCAAGCUUUCAUGCACAGAGCCUAGUGCCUAGAUUUGCAUGUCCUUCCAGACCAACGACACACUUCCCAGUGUUGCCCCAGGUUCAUUAGCCAGGUAUCAGACAUGAUUUUUAUUCUCUAGUUCUUUCAGGCGAAGUAAACUCUGUCAUUCUCUACAGUCAUAUCCUUGUGAAUAGUGGGCCUGUGCACACCUUAAGCGCAGAGCAGAGUUACAGCAGUUUUGAAUUUAGUACUAAAUGUGAUGAUAAUGAGAGUGGUUUAUUUUUAAACUCUGGAACAUUAAAUUUUGUUUUUUUAUAAUGCACUUUAUUAUUUUUAAUUUAUCCAUUUGUUUUUAUCUUGUUUAGGGCUUUUUAUUUAAGAUUAAAUUAGUAAUAACUGUAAAGGUAGAUAGUAGCUUUGUGAUAUUUUAAUGAUAUAAAUAACAAUAUAAUGUCUUCUCAAAGAAUAUUACAGUUGCCCAGUAGAGACUGUGAACAUUCUAGAGCAAUUUACUAUAAACUUUUUUAUUAAACUGGAUAGUUGCAAUCCUCGGUAAAUAUAUAAUAGUAAUGGCUUUUUUUAAAAAAGCAAGAUUUUUUUUAAUCCAUAAAAUGGAAUAUAAUUGUACACGUUACACAUUGUAGACAUUUUGUGAGAUUCUGUUGAUAAAUGUUAAUAGGAAAAAAGAAAGUGAUCUUAUCAGUAAAUAAGUUUUAGAUCUGGGAAUUUAAGACUAUAUAAAUUUCAAGCACAAUCUAAAAUUUCAGGUUAAACAAGGCAGGGCUACCAAAAAAUGUAAUCUUCAUUUACACAACUAAUAUAUCUGAUGGUUUAAUACUGGGAAUUGCAUUGAAUAGUCACUUUAAUAAUUGUCAUUUCCUAUAUCUCACAGUUCACUCUUGCUAGAUAAUCAUACUGCCCUUCAAACAUCCUACCAUUAAAUAAAACAAAAACUUGUUUAGAUUGUAUUCACUGCCUUCUAUUUCUGCAAGUGGGCUGAGUGGUUAAGUGCUUGGCUUUUGAACCUGGGGUCCUGAGUUCAAAUCUCAGUGAAGAAUGGGAUUUUGAAUUUGGGAGGUCAAAAGGAAGAGGAAAUAAUAAACAAUAAAAGUUUGUCAAUAGAACCCAGUAAAAGAAAUUAUAAAAGAAUUUUUAGGGCACACUUGAGUCCACCCAACUCUAAUGGGUACCUGACUUAAGUUGGGGAAAGUAAAGGUGGUUGGUCGUUGUGCUGGCCACAUGACAAUGGCUCAUUAACCAUUGGCCAUAGAAACAGAUGACCUUAACAUCAUCUGCCCUUUAGAUCGUAAGGUCUGAAAGGAGAAACCUUAUUUUUACAAUUUCUGCAUAGAAAAUAAAUAGAUCCAUUUUACAAUGUUAACUAUUUAUACCAGCACUAAUUGAUACCAACGUGAUUCUAAAUACUCCCUAUGUUUGUUUGAUUUUGACAAGGAGAGAGUUUAUAAUUAUUUCACAUAAUUCCUGGCAUAGCUCUGUGGUCUUAUUUGUCAUGCUUCAGAAAAUGUAUGCAUAGUCAGUAGUAGGAGUCAUUUGAAUUUCUAACAAGCCAGUCAUAGGCCACAUCACUAGAGAAAAUCUUCAUGCCCAGUGGAACAGAGCCCUUACUUCAUUAUGCACUGUUGGCCAAAGCCUCGAGAAUGCCAGAUAGCACAGUAUCAUUGGCCACAUAUGGCCCAUGCACAUGACCGAUGUGAAUUGUUAUAUAACAACUUGAACUCAUUAAGAUGGAUUCAACUUGAAAAAUAAUGUGCCAUGAAAUCCCAUCUCUAACAAUAAAAUAUAUUAUUUUAUUAUUA
Molecule: messenger RNA, 5163 nt
Organism: Biomphalaria glabrata
Lineage: Eukaryota; Metazoa; Mollusca; Gastropoda; Planorbidae
Product: AP-1 complex-associated regulatory protein-like
Exons: 10
Coding region: 223-1002 (259 amino acids)
Biological process (GO): negative regulation of cell motility; regulation of Arp2/3 complex-mediated actin nucleation; negative regulation of substrate adhesion-dependent cell spreading
Molecular function (GO): AP-1 adaptor complex binding
Source: RefSeq, a predicted model, not a curated record